This is a messenger RNA of Anolis sagrei ordinatus, 3546 nucleotides long. RefSeq names its product transmembrane protein 62 (gene TMEM62). Lineage: Eukaryota; Metazoa; Chordata; Lepidosauria; Squamata; Anolidae. The record is from RefSeq and is a predicted model, not a curated record. Gene Ontology annotation, molecular function: hydrolase activity.
UCCUCCCUCCCUUCCUUCCUCUAACGGAAGCGGGCGGGGAAUCCUUCGCGGCCGGUGCGGCCCAUGCCCUGCUGGCGGCCGAGGAGGAGGAGGAGGAGGAGGAUGCUCCGCCUGGCUGUGGGGCUGCUGGCGGCCUCCCUCCUGGCCGUCAUGGUGGGCCGCUACGGGCCUCCGGGGAAGCAGGACCCGGCGCCCCGGAGGCGGCCCUUCUCCCCCGAGCCUGCGCCGGCCGCCCAGCCCAACAACCUCUUCUGGGCCGUGCAGGUAACAGAUGUGCACAUCAGUAAGUUUCACAGUCCUUCCCGAGCACCUGAUUUUGAAAGAUUCUGUAGGGAAACAAUUCCUGUAAUUCAGCCUGCCCUUACUUUAGCAACAGGUGACUUAACUGAUUCCAAAACGAAGAAUACACUUGGGUCUGAUCAGUUUGAAGAAGAAUGGCAGACAUACCAGACUGUCUUAAAGAGAUCGAGGGUCAUGGAAAAAACUAAGUGGAUAGACAUAAAAGGGAAUCAUGAUACCUUCAACAUUCCUCAUCUAAAGAGUGUCAAGAAUUACUACAGGAAAUAUUCCGGUUGGCAGAAAGAUGGCUCCUUUCAUUACCUUCACAGCACACCUUUUGGCAACUAUUCUUUCAUUUGUGUGGAUGCAACUCUCAAUCCAGGCCCCAAGAGGCCCUACAAUUUCUUUGGGAUAUUAAAUGCGGCUCAAAUGCAAGAGUUAUCUUUAUUGGUUGCAGAAAGUCAUAGCAGCAACCACACCAUCUGGUUUGGUCACUAUCCCACCUCAUCAAUUAUCUCUGCUUCUCCAGGAAUACGGAUGGCAAUGAGCUCUGCUACAGCUUAUUUCUGUGGGCACUUUCAUACGGUGGGCGGUCUGUUGCCAGUCCUACACACUCGUCACCAUCAUGGUACUUUAGAACUGGAACUUGGAGACUGGAAGGAUAAUAGGAAGUAUCGGAUCUUUGCAUUUGAUCAUGAUCUCUUCAGCUUUGUUGAUGUGACAUUUGAUGAAUGGCCUGUAGUUCUUAUCACCAAUCCCAAGCCGUAUCUUUAUAGUAGUUCUGCUCACGAACCACUACAGAGAAUACUUCAUUCUACACACAUCAGGAUUUUGGCCUUUUCUCCCUCUUACAUCAAUUCUGUCAAAGUCAGUAUUGAUGGUGUUAAUCUGGGAAAUGCUGUUCAGGUAUCCGGACAACUCUAUGUACUGAAGUGGACUCCCCAGAAUUACAGUCUAGGCUUUCAUCAGAUAGAAGUGGUAGUUCAGGAUGCCAGCGGUAGAAAUACUACUCAGGUUCAUACAUUUGCUAUGGAAGAAAACCUGUCUCUCAGUUUUGGCCUGGUUGCUUCUUGGCUUCUUCUUACUGACCAUUAUAUAUGGGUUCGAACGCUGUUCAUUUUAGCAGCUCUAACUCAAAUUCUCUUGCUGAUUAUUUUCCGAUAUCGAAGACCACCAAUAUUAAAACAACCUCUGGGCAAAGCAGUGCGGAUCUCUUUUUCUCUUCACGUCCUGACUAAAAUAAAUUUAUUUUAUUACUCAUUUCUGUGGCUGAGUUUGUAUACUGUCAUAGGGCCCUGGUUUAUUGGUGAGAUUAUAGAUGGUCAUAUAGGCGCCUGUUUUUCCUUUGGAGUAUUUGUUGGUGGUCAUUUCUUUGAAGGCAGCAUCACAUUCCUCAUUGGACUUGCACAGAUGCUGUUUUUUAACCUACCACUGAUGGCAUAUACGUGUUGGUGUCUCUUUUUACGUUGCCAAGGGCAUUGCUUUAGCUCCCACCUACGUCAAGUCAGAUUGUGUUGGGUUGUGCCCAUCCACUUCUGCAUGUCAAUCUUAUUUUUCUGGCAGGUCUAUUCCUGCUAUUUCCUGCUGAUGACAUAUGGAACUAUGUCUUUUUUCCUCUCUCCCCUGAGAACUUGGGCAGUGACUCUAACCUUCUUCCUGUUCUACAGAACCUGGAGACUGCAGUCUUCCAUGCUUAGAACUUUCAUUUUGGAAAUGAAAAACUACCAAACUUCAUAAUAGCAACUCUUCAGGCAACUGAAGAGCACUUUCUUUUAAAAGAUUGUCACAUGAUGAAGCUGUGAAUGAUAGGUUUGUAUGACCACUGUCCCCUCUACUGCUGUCCUGAAAAUAUGUCUGUGCUGUGAAAUAAGGCUUUCAGAAGGUCAAGGCUGUAAGGAAUCUACAGCAUUCUGGAGCUACUAACUGCAUUUGUUGACAGAAAGUUAGUUUGACUUGCUCUCAUUUUAAUACUAAACAAAGUUCACCAGUGGACUACUGUAAUGAAUUGUAACUGCUCUUCCUUUUCAAUGUUUACACGUGUUGCACCAUACCUAAACGUGGAACUACUUAUUGCUUUGUCACUGAUAACUGAUACAGCUCUAGGACAAAGCUAAAUAGCAAACAACGUAUCUUCUCCCUGCUUUAGGCAGGCAAAUCUAUCACCAUCAUCACUUCAUUUAAGGAGAUACUUUUGAAAUGGCCCAAGGAGUCCAAACUAGUUACUGUGAAGCCUUAUUUUUUUUCUAAAAAUUGAAUAUUUAUUGCCCUUCAGCCACCUAUUGUGUUUCACAACAGAGCAACAUAAAAUCAAAAUGAAACGUAAUAACUUUACCAUCGUUUAAAAGCAAUAGAUUUAUAAGGAAACAGAACAUCUGCAUAUAAUAUAAUUUAGUGCGGAUAUUAAACUUGUUGGACAAAACUUCCAUUCUCCACCUCUGACUGAAAGAGGUUGUAGUCCCACAACAUCUGUAAGGCCAGAAGGCCUAUCUUUGGGCUACUCUUCUAAUAGGAAAACGUAACAACAGUCAGACCACAUGUGCAAAGGACUUGGCAGUAACUGGGGUGAAGGGGGGGGACGGACAUUUUUUAAUUGAAAAUAAUGUAAUAGCUGCUGACUUUUCAGUGUGAGAUGUAACGUUUGCUCUUAAUUUUUAAACAUGAUGGGGGCCAUUUGCUCUUUUAUUUGUUUACAUAAUAGAAAUUUUAAAAAUAUACUGCCAACAACUAAAAAGAAAUGGUUUAUUUUUGUUUCUUUAAGUACUGGUCAUGCAUGAGAUUUUUCAAUGCAUUUCCAAGCUCUCACUGUACAAGUGCAUCUUGAAUAUUUUAUAGACGUGUCUUGUGACCAUUAACUAUGCUGGUUAGGGCUGCGCAAGGAGUUUUGCUCAAAUGUCAAAAGGGUGCAGGUUGAGAGACAUGAAUAUAGGAAAUGCAGAAUUUUCACUGAAUAGUGCAGCCCCAUCUCAACUGCUCUCUUUCUAACAUCUGAACUACUUUGUUCUGGUGACCUGGCAGCUCUUUCAGCAGGAGACAAUGAAGUGAGAUGGAAAAAUGCAGUGUCUUUCAUAUUAGCAUGUGUACUUCCAAGUUGCCUGCCACUGUAUGGCAACCUCAUGAAUUUCACCAAGUUUUCAUAGCCAAGGAAUGCUCAGCAGUUAUUUACCAUUGCUUUUGUAUGAAGCACAGAGGCGGGGAAGUUUGAAUGUGCAUCUGCCUUUUUCAACAGCAGCCUUAUGUUUCUUAUAAUAAACAUCAUUCUGCCUUUAA